Pungitius pungitius (ninespine stickleback) is the source of this 953-nucleotide messenger RNA. RefSeq names its product transmembrane 4 L six family member 5 (gene tm4sf5). The coding region runs from base 200 to 808 and encodes 202 amino acids. Lineage: Eukaryota; Metazoa; Chordata; Actinopteri; Perciformes; Gasterosteidae. Gene Ontology annotation, cellular component: membrane. The record is from RefSeq and is a predicted model, not a curated record. The transcript has 5 exons.
UGUAUCUGCUAUCGGACGCUUAUCUGACACUUGGCCUUUGUUCCCUGCUCUCUCCUUCCUGCUGCAACCGUCACCGCUUGACUUUCUCGGCGUGACAGCGGUGGAGCUCGUCAUUCGCCCUCCUUUCGUUUGGGGGGGGGUAGGAGAGGACACUCGGAGAGGAAAGGGAGCGCCUAUAGGAGGCAGAAGGGUUGAAAGCAUGUGCUGUACGGGGAAGUGCGCCCGCCUGGUGGGCCUGAUCCUGCUGCCUUCGGCCUUCAUCUGCAUGAUCGCCAACCUGCUGCUGUUCUUCCCCGACGGGAACCAGCUGGACAAUGACCAGAUCUCCCUCCAGGUCUGGCUCAUGGGGGGCCUCAUCGGAGGAGGCCUCUUUAUGUUGUGCCCGAGCUGCUCCGCUAUCAGGGCCGGGGGCAAGGGUUGCUGUGGAAAUGGUUGCUGUGGCAACCGUUGCCGGAUGCUGAACUCGGUGUUCUCCUCCGCGUUCGGGCUGGUCGGAGCCAUCUACUGCACCAGUGUGGCCUCUGCCGGUCUGGCCAUCGGACCCAAGUGCCGGGUGGCCGGGGGCCAGUGGGAGUACCCCUUUGAACACCUCGGCACAGGUAACAGCAGCUACCUCGUGAACCAGACGCUGUGGGCAACGUGCGAGUUCCCCGAAAACGCGGUGAUGUGGCACGUGGUCCUGUUCUCCAUCCUGCUGGCCACGGGGGCCGUGCAGCUGGUGCUCUGCGGCAUCCAGGUCGUCAACGGCUGCCUGGGGUGCAUCUGCGGGGACUGUCGCGAAAGCAGAGACGAUGACGGCGGAUUGUGAAAGUGACGAAGACGACCUGGGCCCGGGACGCCUUUCGUGCUCCUUCAAUCGUGUGAAGUCUUUACUCCCUCUGACUCGUUUAUUAUCAAUGAAGACUCCACGUGUGGUACAUCAGUGAAAAUCAACAUUAAAAUCGCAUACCUGA